Molecule: messenger RNA, 2285 nt
Organism: Macadamia integrifolia
Lineage: Eukaryota; Viridiplantae; Streptophyta; Magnoliopsida; Proteales; Proteaceae
Product: very-long-chain aldehyde decarbonylase GL1-4-like
Exons: 10
Coding region: 144-2009 (621 amino acids)
Biological process (GO): lipid biosynthetic process
Molecular function (GO): iron ion binding; oxidoreductase activity
Source: RefSeq, a predicted model, not a curated record
CUUCCUGGACAGCUAUAGGCUCUCCCCUUUAGCUCAAUUAAUGAUGGCUCAGGUACUGCCAUCAUCUCCAUCUUAUAAAUGGGUAGGAGCAUAAAAUAUACUAGCUUGUGUCUUUGUUGGGAGGCUAAGCUGGGGAGAAAAAAAUGGCUUCAAACCCAGGUCCCUUGACGAACUGGCCAUGGCAAAAACUUGGAAACGUCAAGUACAUGGUUUUGUCGCCUUUCGUGGCAAAUAGUCUCUAUUCAAUCAUGAGCAAGGAGGAGCGAGAGAGGGACGUAACAAUCUUGUAUAUCUACCCAUUUUUUCUGUGGAGGAUGCUUCACAGUCAACUUUGGAUAAGCUUUGCUCGUUACCAGACUUCCAAAACCAACCAUAGGAUCGUGGUGGAUAAGGGCAUUGAAUUUGAACAAGUCGAUAGAGAGAGAAACUGGGAUGACCAUAUUAUUCUGAGUGGCAUUAUAGGCUACAUUGCGGUUAUGUAUCUUCCCUGGGCUGCAAGAAUGCCAAUGUGGAGAUGGGAUGGUCUGGUUCUUACCAUUCUUCUCCAUACGGGUCCAGUAGAGUUCCUCUAUUAUUGGUUUCACAGAGCAUUACAUCAUCAUUUCCUUUAUUCUCGAUACCAUUCUCACCAUCACUUAUCAAUAGUUACGGAGCCCAUCACCUCUGUGACUCAUCCAUUUGGAGAAAUUAUCGUUUAUUAUAUGUUGUUCUCUAUACCGAUUCUGGCCAUGUUUUGCACUGGAACUGCUUCUGUGAGUGGAAUCGUGGGGUAUAUAACUUAUAUUGAUUUUAUGAAUUAUAUGGGACACUGCAACUUCGAGCUCGUUCCAAAGUGGGUCUUCAACAACUUCCCAAUCCUCAAGUACUUUAUGUAUACUCCAUCGUUCCAUUCUCUUCAUCAUACGAAAUUCCGGACAAACUACUCUCUCUUCAUGCCUCUCUAUGAUUACAUAUAUGGAACCAUGGACAUGUCAUCAGACAAAUUGUAUGAAACUUCACUGAAGGGAAGGAAAGAGACUCCAGAUGUGGUUCACCUGACGCACCAAACUACGCUGCAGUCCUUCUACCAUCUUCCCCCAGCCAUUGCCUCUCUUGCGUCAAAGCCAUACUCUCCCAAUUGGUAUAUGUGGAUGUUGUGGCCAAUUCCAUAUGGAUUCAUGUUUCUUACCUGGGUCUUUGGUUCCACCUUUACUGUGGAAAGGAAUGUGUUUGAUAAACUCAGGAUGCAAACAUGGGUAAUCCCAAGAUUUAGCUUUCAUUAUUCCUCAUCAAGGCAAAAAGAUGCCAUUAAUGGCUUGAUUGAGAAAGCUAUUUUGGAGGCUGAAAGUGAAGGUGUUAAGGUGAUGAGUUUAGGUCUUCUAAAUCAGGGAGAGAUAUUCAAUGGAAAUGGUGAGCUUUAUCUCCAGAAACACCCAAAGCUUAAGAUAAGAAUUGUAGAUGGAAGUAGCUUAGCUGUUGCUGUCAUACUUCAUAGCAUCCCCCAAGAAGCAAAACAAGUGCUGCUAAUAGGAAAUCUCUCUAAAGUUUCUUGUGCUGUUUCCAAAGAUUUAUGCCGAAGAGGCAUUCAGGUAGCUGUGGCAUGCAAGAAUGAUUUUUAUAAGCUUAAGUUACAACUCCCAACAGAGUUGUGCAGUAACUUGAUCUUCUCUACCAGUCACACACACAAGUUUUGGCUGGUGGGAGAUGGAGGAGUACAAAGGGAUGAGGCACAAAGAAGAGCACUAGAAGGGACCCAUUUCAUUCCAUGCUCGCAGUUUCCUCUAGCAAAGGCGCGCAAGGAUUGUAUUUACUAUAGUACUUCAGCCAUGAUCAUACCCAAGGCUCUCCAAAACGUAUACUCUUGUGAGAAUUGGCUACCAAGGCGAGUGAUGAGUGCGUGGCGUGUUGCUGCAAUUGUGCAUGCCUUGGAAGGAUGGGAUGCACACGAGUGUGGGGACUCCAUGCUUGACGUGGAGAAAGUCUGGCUGGCUAGCCUUCGCCAUGGAUUCCUUCCCAUGGUCGCCCCUUGAUCUACUAAGUAUAAAAUAUAAAUAAAGAGAGCCAGCUCCUAAAUAAAGGCAGUCCAAACCGGUAGACUUGGCUCAGACUAUUGGGUUGUUAAUGGAUAUUUUCUUUUAUUGGCUAUGUGUGAGUGUGUGUGUGUGUGCAUGUUUUUUUAAUAGACUUUGUCGCUGUGUUGAUUGUAUUUUGACAUAAGAGUGUACUAAGGUGUGUAAAGAGAUUAUCGAGAUUUUAAAAGUGGUGAGAAUGAAAAAAUUCAAUGUCAUAAAGAAGAUAUUGGUAAA